AUGGAUUCUUUUUUUAACGAUCCUUUUUUCUUUGUUGCAAAGAGAAUGCAAAGAAGUGUAAUAGCAUUUAAUGAAGAAGCGUCACGCCGGAGGAAGGAUGUUGAAGAAUAUCCUUUGCAAGAAGAGUAUGACAAGUUCAAAGACGAACAGUUUCGCCGUGCACAGGGAUUACUUGCAUCAAGUAUGCCACAAUAUCCUCCACAAGCAGAUUUUCUGGCCUCUGAUGCUGAAUCAGAGGCUGAACCAGAUUGGGAACCUUUACUUCAUGUGCCUGAGUCAUACUCACUAGAUGAGGAGGAGUAUGCUCAAGCACUAGUGGAUGCUGAAGAUAAUGCCAAUGAUGAUGAAGACUAUGAGGAAGAUAAGACAAGUGAAGUCAUCGACGAAUAUGAAGAUGGGGAAGAAGAGGAAGAUGAAGAUGAAGAUGAGGAAAAUAAUGGAUAUGACUUCUAUGAGGAAAAUUCUACAGAUGAUGAUGACUGA
Molecule: messenger RNA, 483 nt
Organism: Papaver somniferum (opium poppy)
Lineage: Eukaryota; Viridiplantae; Streptophyta; Magnoliopsida; Ranunculales; Papaveraceae
Product: protein bfr2-like
Exons: 3
Coding region: 1-483 (160 amino acids)
Source: RefSeq, a predicted model, not a curated record